AUGACGGACUCUACAACUCCAGCAACCACCAGCCUGGAUGACAAAGAGCGGGCAACUCCGAUUCCCGCCCACUCGGACGAUUCUGGCCCGCUGGGAGACCCGUUAGGAGGCAUUGAGGAGAAACCGGAACAGCAACGGUCGGUCCGAGGAAUUCGAUGGCUACUCAUCUGUAUUGCCGUCUUCUCUGCCAACCUACUGUAUGGCUUAGAUAAUACCAUUGUGGCCGACAUCCAGGGCGCGGUCGCCGGUACCUUCAAUGAAUACACCCAGCUGGGUUGGCUGGGUGUAGGCUUCACCUUGGGCUCCGUUGUCUUCAUCUUGCCGCUGGGGAAGGCCUACGCGAUCUUUGAUACGAAAUGGCUCUUCAUCGGUUGUCUGUCAAUGUUCGCGGCGGGGAGUGCCCUCUGCGGCGGUGCCCCUAACAUGAAUGCCAUUAUCAUUGGUCGCGUGUGGGCUGGUGCUGGUGGUGCCGGGAUGUACCUAGGAAAUCUGAAUCUCAUCACCAUUCUAACUACGCCCAAGGAGCAACCGGUCUAUGUUGGUCUGGUCGGGUUGAUUUACGGAACCGGUUGUAUUCUCGGACCCAUCAUUGGCGGUGCUUUUGCUGACAGUUCGGCGACAUGGAGAUGGGGAUUCUACAUCAAUUUGAUCAUCUUUGGCAUCAUGGCGCCCAUCUACAUCUUCCUCCUCCCAUCCUUGCCCCGUCCGGCCGGCCAGGGCCGCAGCUUCGCCGAUCGAUUUUUGAAAUUGGACUGGGUCGGCACGGUGCUCUCGGCGGGGAUGCACGUCUCCUUCAUCCUGUUUAUCGUCUUUGGCGGAGUGCAGUGGCCGUGGACUGAUGGCCGCAAUAUCGCUCUCUACGUUGUCGCUGCUGUCACCCUUAUCGCCUUCGCUCUCAGUCAGUACUUUUGCGUAUUCACCACCAAGGAGAACCGCCUGUUCCCUGGCACAUUCCUGCGCAACCCCACGUUGAUCUUCCUCUAUAUCAUCAUGGCCUGCGGUGGUGCCGCCCUCUUUGUCGCGGUCUAUUACAUCCCCUUGUACUUCCAGUUUGUCCAUGGCGACUCAGGAAUCAUGUCUGCUGUGCGUCUGCUGCCCUUCAUCUGCUUCUAUGUCGCCACGAUUCUCCUCUGUGGCUGGCUCAUGCCAAAGACCGGCUACUAUAUCCUCUGGUACCUGAUUAGUGGAAUAUUCAUGGUUGUCGGCUCAGCAUUGAUGUACACCGUCCGCUACGAUACCAAGGCCGCCAAUAUCUACGGCUACUCCAUCCUGAUGGGACUCGGCAUGACCACCACGCAGGCGGCCUACGCAGUUGGUCCGACCAUUGUCACCGCCGACCUUGUGGCGGAGUGCAUUCAAUUCAUGAACAUUUCCCAGGGUCAGAGUCAGCUCCUCGGCUUGGCCAUAGCUAGUGCCAUCUUCCAGAGCCGAACGCUCAGUGGGCUCACUUCGCUCUUGGCGGACAAGGGGUAUUCCCUUAAUGAGAUCCAGGGUGCCAUCGCGGGAGCACAAAGUAGCCUUCUGACCGAGCUUCCUGCGGAUCUGAAGCCAAAGGCUCUUGACGUGAUUGUGCAGAGUAUCGAUGAUGUCUAUGUUAUGGCGAUUGCUGCGGGCGCUCUCUAUGUGAUCGCGUCCUGCUUCCUCCCGUGGCGUAGAUUCUAG
Messenger RNA from Aspergillus tanneri, 1662 nucleotides. Its product is annotated as MDR family MFS transporter. The record is from RefSeq and is a predicted model, not a curated record. The transcript is spliced from 3 exons. The coding region runs from base 1 to 1662 and encodes 553 amino acids. NCBI's taxonomy places the organism in Eukaryota, Fungi, Ascomycota, Eurotiomycetes, Eurotiales, Aspergillaceae. Gene Ontology annotation, biological process: transmembrane transport. Gene Ontology annotation, molecular function: transmembrane transporter activity.